AUUCCUUACAAUUUUAUUUUUGUAUUUCUGGGCUUCAUGCCCUCUAGUUUUUACUUAAAAACAAAAUGAGAUUGAGGUUUUAGAAUUAUCCAAACAAACAAGGAAAUCAGAAUUUGAUUUACCAACUGAUGAGAAAAACAUGCCACAGUUGGAUUGAAGUUCUCCAAACAGAAACACUAUCCCCACUCUAUUUUUCUUUUCUUCUCCUUGGCUGAAGAGGAGUUACUUAUAUAUUCACAAUUCACAUCCUUACACCCAGAGACACAGUAGAAAGUCCUUAUACAAAUAUAAACAAAAUGGUUUUUCCAAAACUAGUUAUUACCAUUGUACUGAUAUUAGUCCUUUUCUUUUUCAUCUAUGAAUCUGAGGGUGCAUCUUAUUCUUCUGGUUCAUAUAAUGUUGGUCAUGGUGCUGACAUUAAUACACCAUAUGAUCAUCAGAAAGUUAAUCUAUCAGUUUACUAUGACAGUCUUUGCCAAUCUUGUGCAACUUUCAUUGUUAAGGAUCUGCUGAAUGUCUUCUACAACAAUCUCAUCAGCAUUGUCAAUCUUCAGCUAGUCCCUUGGGCCAAUGCUUAUGUCAAUAAUACCAACAAUUCCAUAUCAUGUCAGAAUGGGCCAGAUGAAUGUGAGCUAAAUUCACUGGAAUCAUGUGCCCUUAAUCUUUGGCAUAAAGUGGACAUACGUUAUUAUUUGAUUAACUGCUUUGAGUAUCUGGUAAUUGGGGGGAAAAGCAUGGAAUGGGUGAACUGUUUAAGCCAGUUGGGUUUGCCUAAGGAGCCUAUUAUGAAGUGCUUCAACAUGGGAAAUGGGGCACAGCUUGGAAAAACAUAUAUUAAUCAAACCGCACAACUUUACCCACCUCCUUCAUUUUUGCCAUGGGUGGUGGUGAACAAUCAACCUGUUGGAAAAGACUAUGCAAAUUUUGCACAUUAUGUUUGUAAGGCUUACAAAGGUGCUGCAGUUCCAGAGGUCUGCAAUCCUCCUUCGAAAUGAAUGCUAGUGAGAAAUAAUUUCAACUAUUCAAUAAUACCGAGUAUGUUAGUCCAGCAAAAGGGUGCAUAAAUAAAAUGGUACAUUUAUCAGAGUUAAUAAGAUUCCUUGUAGAUCUCUUCAAAAAAUAAGAAUGAAAACAAAGCAAAAUAAUCAGACGCUAUAUUUUUCCAUUAUUAAACUUGCAUUGUUAUAUGCAUGUGUAUUCCACAUGCAUUCUCACUCUAUUCCCCCUCCCACUCCCCAACUUGAACAAGUUAGAAAACAUGUUAAAUAGUUAAUUACUCGUACAAAUGUAGUUUGUAUUAUGAAACCUGCGAAUUCUGUUAAUUAUUGUUAAAUGCA
This is a messenger RNA of Glycine soja, 1337 nucleotides long. Its product is annotated as gamma-interferon-responsive lysosomal thiol protein-like. Lineage: Eukaryota; Viridiplantae; Streptophyta; Magnoliopsida; Fabales; Fabaceae. The coding region runs from base 297 to 995 and encodes 232 amino acids. The record is from RefSeq and is a predicted model, not a curated record. The transcript has 5 exons. Gene Ontology annotation, molecular function: oxidoreductase activity, acting on a sulfur group of donors, disulfide as acceptor.